GCUGGUCCUGAGAGGAACACGGAUGAUUUGGUGCAGCAGCUUGUGGAGCAGGAUGAUCUUGAGCAGCAUGACGGUGAGGGCAAGAGUGCGGUGGGUAGGACAGGCACUGAUGCGCUGACUGCCAACGUUUCGCUUGCUGCCCUUGAACAGCGAGAGUAUAUGAAAAAAAGAAAGCACGAGCGGAGCAUCACCGCACCAUUGAUCAAAGAUGUGGCCACAGGACUUGUACGCUUCGCAAAUGCCACCAAGGGGACACAGUUCCGGCAACGCUUGGACAAUGUCUUGACAUGCUUGGUUCAACAGGCACACCGACAAGAGGUGACAGCUUUGCCAACCUCCAUCCAGGAAUGUCGGAAGCGACAUGCUGUGCUACUGCAGGUCUGCAGCACAGAAAUGUCUGAAGAGGACCGUGAGCUUAUAUUGACCAUACUCAACACUAGUUGGUUGGAUGCUUUUCAACCUGGCCAAAACUUGCAGCACAUUUGCGAGCCUGGUUGUUGCGCGAAUGACGCUGUAUUCCGCGUUCGCCUUCACAAGGUAUUGGAUUGUAUGUUCAGCCAUCUGUUUACGGCGCCCCUGUUGUAUCGGUGGAAAAACUUCGAUGGUGCAUGCGAGUACGUCGCACGGGGGAUGGUGGUGCAAAACCUGAUGCGUGCAGUGUGGGCAAUGUGCAAGAACGACAACGCAGAUUUCGUGGAAGAGCUUCAGCAGGCUACGAUGGAUUUGGACAAUCCAGACAACAACCCAUCUGCAUGCCAGCAAGUCAGAGUAGCCAAGGUCUUUCAGCUUUUGUGCGAACCAGAUGCGACGGCUGCUUUGCUGAAGGACGAUAGCCGAUAG
Messenger RNA from Symbiodinium sp. CCMP2456, 840 nucleotides. Lineage: Eukaryota; Dinophyceae; Suessiales; Symbiodiniaceae. The record is from the annotation of a GenBank genome assembly.